CGUUUCAUAUUCUUUGGCUGUCUCGAUGGGGGCUUUGAUCCAGGCACACUCGUUGGGCUAUCAGAAGAAAGAAAGACCAAGAAGAUCUGACCGAAAAAGAAAUCGUCAACCUACACGGUAGAUUAUUAGUCAGUCAUACGGUACAACUCUGACAACUAUACUGAGCCACUCCGGAUAGACCACUUGUGGACAAAUCGGUCACUAGCACACAGCUUUGUCCUUGAUGGGCUUAGACGGAUAUAGCUGAACAGCUGAAGAUGGUGAAAGAUAAAAAGAGGGAGAUCUCCUACAAGGAAAUCUUUUGGUAUGCUCGAGAUCAUCGCCUACUCAGAGACCAUAUAAAGCCAUCUACACCUCACAACCUCUCGUUGCUGCAAAACCACUCCCAAGUUAUCAUCAGUAUUCAAGUUUCACACACAAAAAUGCCUUCCCACUCUCACUACAACAGCCAAAGCUUGAGUGGCAGUCACCAAUGCCACACAAGCACCUACACAACAAGCACCGGAGGAUCUUACCAUAAAUCCUCCACGGCCAGCGGUGGAUUAUCGAUGCUAGGGUCCUCGAAGGAUCAGUCAAACUGGCGAUGGAAUUGUUGCAACUGUAGGGAGGGCGCGAACAACUCUUACAUGUUCAAUAGUGACUGCCCCAUGUGUUCACAUGCCAGGUGUACCCAAUGCAGUUUCUGGGGGACCGAGUAAGACAGCCAACCAAGCUAGGCAUGAAGCCUUUCCAGUGUCGAGUCUCCAGCCGGGCAUUGUUUGAGGGGAUAGACUCGAAAGCGUAUACACGGCGUGAUUGGAUUUUUGACUAGGAAAACUGGGAUUAUCUUCAGGCGUUCAAAGAAUAAAGAGCUCCUCGUGGGGGGCGGGGAUAUAU
Hypoxylon fragiforme is the source of this 876-nucleotide messenger RNA. RefSeq lists its product as uncharacterized. NCBI's taxonomy places the organism in Eukaryota, Fungi, Ascomycota, Sordariomycetes, Xylariales, Hypoxylaceae. The record is from RefSeq and is a predicted model, not a curated record. The coding region runs from base 258 to 698 and encodes 146 amino acids. The transcript has 2 exons.